CUCACUAUUGACCAAUAGUUUUUUGUAUCAUCAUUUAUCCAGUAAAAUAUUUUGGUCUUUUUGAAAUCUUUUUCAACGGAAAGAAAAGUUGUUGUCAUACUAAUGAAGAAUUAUUAUAGUCAUUAUAAACCAUAUAAUUUUCCACAUUUUUCGUAUCUUCCAACUUCAUUUCUACUUGCAGUCAACAUCUUUUAACAAUAUUCGAAUUGAAUGACAUUCAAAAUUAUCACUUAUUGAAAAUAUUGGAAUAAUGAAUUUUCCGCUGUAACACAUGGCACUUUUUCCCAAUAAACGUGAAGUACUAUAUUCGAGAUAUCUACUCCUAAGCAAUUUUCAAAGACGUAAGCCAAGUCCCCUCUAUAAUAUAAAAAAACAGAUAGAUCAAAAUUGUCUUUUUGGGAGAGAACUUACUUUGAAAAUACACUUCAUUAUUCUCAUGCAAUUAUUGAUUUGAUCUAUAUUAGUUUACUAAACAACAACUGGUAGGUCAAAUGAGGUGACUAUGAGAUAUACUAAGUACUUUUAAUUGAAAUAAUAUUUACCAUCACAUUUGAAGUAUUAAUAAACAAAAGCAUCUAAAAGAUAGAUAACCAAAAUAUUUUUUGAUCCAAAGGAGAGGACUGAGGGCCAUAAAGCCUUUUCACACGUUCAAAUAGGAAUGAAUUUGAUCAAGAUACAUAUUAUCAUUUAAUAAAAAGCUCAUUCAAAAACUUGCAUACAGUUUAAUUAAUUAGCUGAGAAUGUGUGGAGAUCUAUUGAAAACUAGAAAGAAACGAUAUCUGCAUUAUCAUUAUAUCAUAUUCUUCUGCAGUGUAUUGUCAAGAUCCCGAAUAAACUUGAAUUCAGAAACAUCUACUCCCUCAAUAUCCAGGAUACCGUUGAGAAAUGGAGCCAGUAUACAAUCUUCCAUAUGUUUGAAUUCAGUCAAUUCUCAGGAAAGAGUGACUAUACUUAAUUAACAUCGGCGGUUAAUUGCGCAAUUCACGUCAUUACAAACUAAUAAUCUGGAAACCCAUUACGGGUUUAGUUACUUUUGGUGUUAUACUUACUAUUCAGUUGCUUGGUUAGUAAAGAUUUGUUCCCGUAUUCUCUAUUCCAAGAUGUCAAAGUCCAAGGGUACUCAGAAAUAUUUUAAAUCUGAUUUUGGUACAGAUGAUCAUGUUGAGUUUUUCAUCUCAAUCAAGUAGUAACAUUAUUAACAAUAUAGAGAAUGGAUCAAAUCCUGUAUUGUCAAUAAAUACUACAGUACUCGUGAAAGCAAAUAACCAAUCAACUAAGUCUUCUAAAUCUAUGGCUAACACGACCGAUUCACUUGAAUGGGCACGUAUACAGUUUACUAUACUACCUGUUCUAUCCUUACUUAUAGGAUGCAUAGGAAUAAUUGGAAACUGUUUAAAUUUUCUUGUUUUACAUGCUUAUCCAACGUCUCAAGUGACAUUUGGAGGUGAAUGUACAGCACGUGUAAAUUUACUUGGUCUAGCAUUGGCUGAUUUUCUUGUUUGUUUAACAUCUUUACCAUUGGGCUAUGUUCAACGACGUUAUACAAGUCAUAAUUUUAUGCUUUAUUACACUAUUUAUGGCCCUGGGCUUGUGACAUAUUUUCUAACCGUUAGUGUUUGGAUGGUAUUACUAAUGAGUAUUGUACGCUACCUGGUAGUUUGUCGACCUUUAGCCUCUCGUGCAUGUCUUACAUCACGUCAUAUGUUACAUAUUAUUACUCUGUUGUAUUUGCUGGCAUUGCUUUUUCAUAUCCCAUCAUUUUUAACAUAUACCUAUAGUGAAGAAAAGGUUAGUCAUAAAAGAAUGUUAAAUUCAACAAUACAACAAUCAGAACAACAAACUCACCGAAGGAGUUAUCCAACAAAUACAAGCAGAACACAUUUUAACAAAACCGAAAAACAUAAUCCAGUGACAAUAUUUGUUAUCGAACGUGAGAUCUGGAAGACUGAAAGUAUACGAAUAGCAUAUACUGUUAGUCAAAUAAUCUUGACAAAUAUCGGUCCAUUUAUUGGUGUAGUUAUAACUAAUGUCUCGGUGAUUAGAGCGUGUCGUCAAAGUGACGCAUGCAGAAAAUCAUAUACAUAUGAUUCCCAUAAAACAUUUGAAAAAUGUAAUAAUAAUAAUGUGACUCAGGAACACUCUAGUACACAAACAAGACUACAAAAACGUUAUCUUCAUUAUUUUCAAAGAGAUUCGAAUAACACGCACCAACAACAUGUGGGUACUGGUAGCUGGCGUACGAACUCACAAGGCAAAUCAUCAGCUCAGCGUUUACAACAAAGAGCAACAAAUCGUGUCACUCCAUUACUACUUGCAGUUAUCAUAGCAUUUCUACUGUUCACUGCUCCAUUCGGUAUUGUACAUUUUGCUUGUCUCCAAGUAAUGAGCGAAAUGGGUUCGCUUGUUCGCCAUGACAGAAAUGCUCGUAUACUAUAUAUGACAUUAAAUUUAACAGUAGAAUGGACUAAUGUGGUUCAAUUGCUGGGAUGCGCAUCAAACUUUUUCCUCUACUUUCUAGUUUCUACAACGUUUCGUCGUACGACUAAACGUCUUUCCCAACGUUUUUAUAGAAAUGUACGUGAGUAUAAAUGUCCGAACAUCUUAAAAAUUCUAUGCUCAGAUUCAAAAGAUUCUUCAUGGAAUUCAGAUACAAGAACAAAUGAGCUACGUAGGAAAUUAGCUGAUAAUUUAGAUAAACAAUUUCAUCCUCAAGUCGUUCCAACUUCUAACUGCCAACAUAACGAAAAUCAAUGUAAACUUGGUCACACUUCCAACACCAAUAACAAUCAAAUUAUUAUUUACAAUAAUAAUAAUAGUAACGAAAAUGAUAAACGGAUUCGGAAUUCAGUAAAGCUACAAUUUUGUCGUUUAAAUCGUAAACGUUCAAAGAGUACACAAAGUCAAACACUGAACACUAAAUCUCCAAACAUCAUUAAUCCUUUGUGUUGUAUCAAUGAUGAUUUUCUUGGUAUACAUACAAGUCCAAUGCCAUGUAUCAAUUCAUCAAUUUCAGAUAAAAUAUCUUGUAAUUGUGUUGGUUUUCAUGAAGCUCAUUAUAAAUAUCUGAUGAACACAUCCAUUUUGGCUAGUUCCUUAAGAGGGUUAGCAAUCUGUCCCGAAUGUGCACAUGUUGUUGGAGGUUAUGCUUCAUUACCAGAAAGUAAAUCAUGUUUAUUAAAACCUUGUAGUAGUACAAGUAGUAAAAACAAUACUCAUUGUUUGAAUAAUACAACAACAAAUACAGCAGAAACCCUAGGAAUAAUACCAUUAGUUUCUGAUGAGCGAAAUAUUUAUAAACACUAUGGAAAUCUAAAUUAUUCAGUAAACAAUGUUAAUAAAAUUACUGUCGAGAAUGAUAACAUGAAUAGUGAACAAACAAAUAACUCUUAUAGUUUACCUGUUCAAAGUGCAUCAAGCUGAAAAUUAGAAUAAAAUUAAAUCAUCAUCAAUAUACAUUCACUAUUAGAUUUAUGAGUAUAUUUUACAACUAGUUUUGUUGUUAAUAGUAAUAAGGCACUAAAUAUAGAAUACCAAUCUAUUUUUUGAGAUUAAACUGUUUUAUUAAUGUUUGUUUUUCUUUUUUUAUUAUUGAAAAGUGAUUUAAUUAUUUACCAUUGGUAAAACAACUGCUGAAUAAAUAACGACUUUAACAUACUACAACAUUGAUAGGUAUAUACAUAAGUAAUUGUAAAAUUGUAAAACAAACUAUCUGUACGGAAAAAAACAGAAAAAAAAAAGAACUUCGUCAUAUCUUCAUCUCAUUUAUUAGCUAUGUGUUUAACUUUAUUAAACCAUUUCCAGAUAACAAACAAAGAUAAUGACUUCCUUACCUGUGCUCAAUUCGUAUUUGCAUAAUACUACUACUAAUAAUAAUAAUGAUAAUAACAAUAAUAAUAAUAUGCCGUUCCAUUGUAUAUUCUGUAUUAUUCAUAAAUCUGGAAUUAUAAAACUUUUUUUUCAAAAACGACUGCCUAUUUUAUCUUGAGACUGAACUUGCCUGUUUGGAACUAAACUUGGUCACAUACUUAUAGGUGUUUGUUUUAAUUUGAAGAUAGCAUUAAGGAAUGAUUUAAAAUUAAAGAAAAUUUAUUACAAAUUAUAAUUCAGUGUAUUAUCGUUUUAUGAUUAUUUGAGAAAAAUAAUUUCAUAUGAGAUUGAGCUCACAAUCUAACGUCUCUAGUAUUUCCCAUUCCUCAUGAAGCGGAAUAUAGUGGACCAUAUUUGACAGAUUUAAUUAACUGGACUACAAUGCUACUAACAUCCGAUGUCAUUGUUUUAUAUUUAUCUGACUUUGUUGGUUUCAACGGUUACAUUUCCGUUAUAUAAAUUUCAGGGAUUCAUCCCAAGGCUAUUAGCUGAAGCAGCUCAUGUUUAGAUAGAUCCAGUGAACAUUGAAGCUCACUAUGCACUAUUUUUAUCCUCAUGAACCAGAAAUGUGAUGUAAAAUGGUAAAUUAUGAUUCAUUAUGUGUUAACAGACUCUAAUUUUUGAGGGUUUAUAGUAAAUAUCUUUUCCUAACAAAAUAUCUACCAUCUAAAUGCUUUUGGAACAGAAUUUUUCACUUGAAUUGUUAUUCAUCAUCAUGGAAAAUCAUAUGCUUUAUGCAGCUUUACGUUAUCUAAAAAACUUAAAAUAUUUUAAAAUGGUUUCAAUCUUGUUUCCAGCUAAUUGUUGAGGUUGUCUUGAAAUAUUUUCACUUUCUAAUGUUUUAUGAACGAAUAACAUUCAUGGUGCAUGCUUCCUUUCAUCCACUGUUUAAUACAGAACUGUUAAGCUGUGUACGAAUUAUUUAUUAUUUUUCAUCAAUUCAGAGUCGGUAUAUUUUUACAGAAGAUAAUAAAUUAAAGUUAGUUACAUUUAA
This is a messenger RNA of Schistosoma curassoni, 4861 nucleotides long. The record is from the annotation of a GenBank genome assembly. NCBI's taxonomy places the organism in Eukaryota, Metazoa, Platyhelminthes, Trematoda, Strigeidida, Schistosomatidae.